AUGGCGCUCCUUUACCCACUGACGGGCGUACCCAUUCCGGAAACCCCGGCCUAUAGCGUCACCGGCAAUCUGGCCUAUUCCGACCGCGCAAUCCGUUUCCAGAAAUUCGAAGGCCAUAUGGGUUCUUCGGAUAUCGGCGGAGACAUCAACGUCAAUCCGCAUCAGAAGCCGAUCUUCGUAGAUGCGGCGCUUCAUUCCCAUCAAGUGGAUCUGGCGGAUCUGGGCGGCUUCAUUGGCGCACAGCCCGGCGAAGCGAAAAAAGCCGAACCGGCCAGCACCCGCGUACUGCCUGACAAGGCCAUCAAUGUCCCGAAACUCAACGCUGCCAAUGUGCAUCUGACCUAUCACGGCGAUCACAUUCGCAAUAAAAACUGGCCUCUGGACAAUAUUGAUACCGAACUCGACAUCCGCGACGGCGCCAUUGACCUCAAACACCUGACCUUCGCCACCGGGACAGGAACCAUUUCCACAAAUGCUACGCUUGAGCCGACCAAAAACGCCCAGUUCCACACCCGAUUUCGUCUGGAUGUCUCCCGCCUUCCCCUCUCCCGUAUCAUGACAUCCAAGGACAUGUUCCAGGGCGAAGGCACUAUUGGCGGUCAUGUGACGCUUAAUUCGACUGGCAAUUCGGUCGCAACGCUGGUCGAAAACGGCAACGGCGGAACGACACUGGUGCUGGACCGGGGGGGUGAUGUGACGGCCCUUCUUCCCGAUCUUCUGGGGCUCAAGCUCGGCUCGGCCAUUCUGUCUGCGCUUGGAAUUCCGGAUCGCUCAAAACUGGAAUGCCUCGUGGCGGAUCUGCCGCUCAAGAACGGUAUUGUGCAUACCGAUGCAAUGCUCCUGCAAACCGUACCACCCGGACAAGCGGCACCGGUACCGUCAAUUUUCAUAAGGACACGCUGGAUUACGCCAUCACCACCCGUUCGAUCGGGCCACAGAUCCUGUCCCUGCCCGGCGCGGUCCAUAUUUUCGGACCGAUCAGCAGCCCGACAAUUCUGCCGGGUGCGGAACUGA
Teleopsis dalmanni is the source of this 1014-nucleotide messenger RNA. RefSeq names its product asmA family protein YhjG-like. The transcript has a single exon. Gene Ontology annotation, cellular component: plasma membrane. Lineage: Eukaryota; Metazoa; Arthropoda; Insecta; Diptera; Diopsidae. Gene Ontology annotation, biological process: regulation of protein targeting to membrane. The record is from RefSeq and is a predicted model, not a curated record. Bases 1 to 1014 code for a protein of 337 amino acids.